Molecule: messenger RNA, 4468 nt
Organism: Cucumis sativus (cucumber)
Lineage: Eukaryota; Viridiplantae; Streptophyta; Magnoliopsida; Cucurbitales; Cucurbitaceae
Product: pentatricopeptide repeat-containing protein At4g39952, mitochondrial
Exons: 3
Coding region: 1333-3687 (784 amino acids)
Biological process (GO): RNA modification
Molecular function (GO): protein binding; RNA binding
Source: RefSeq, a predicted model, not a curated record
AUAUAAUAUAAACUACAAACUACAAAUUUUGGGACAUAAAUUCCAAUAAAGGUAAUCUCGACAGAGAAUAACAUAAAUUACCAAUUGAACUUGGACAACUUUACACUGAGAUGCCAUGAGAUUGAGUUUUAUAUGCAUUCUAUGAUGUAUUUCGAUCCAAUCUUGGACAAAAUCGUCCUCGAGAUUACCCCACAAAAUUCAUGUAAAACACAAAAAAUCUCGAAACUUCUUCAAUGAAUCUCGAAGAAAUUUCAUCAAUUUCGAGUGAGAUUCUUCAUAUACAUAGGUCAAGAUUGAUGAAAUGGUCAAGAUUCAUCGAACAAAACCACAUGCAUUAACUUAAAAUCUAGUUUUACAUCCAACUAUAAGAGAAAACUAACUACAUAUUUUCCCAUCUAGCUCAGAUUUAACAGAAAAACACUAUAACAAAACCUAAAAUCCAACCCUAAACUGAGGAUGACUUCUUAAAAUUUUAAGAAGCAAAAAUUAGACAAAUCUCAUUGUUUGGAAGCAAAAAUUAGACAAAUCUUAUUGUUUGGAAGCAAACGUUUUUCGUUUCGACCGAAAUGAUCAUAGAGUUUAGGGUAUUGUGAGAAUAUCUAACCUUCGAGCUUUGAAGUGUAUGUUGGUCAUUUAAUAAUACCCUUUAUUUUGAAAUUUAAAAACAAAACUCCAGACUUUCGGUCAGGACAUGGAUCGAGAAAUUAUGUUGAAACGGGUUUGGUUGAAAUAUAUUAUAUAUAAUAUAUAUAUAUAUAUAUAUAUAUAUAUAUAUAUGAGAGUAUUACUUUUAAAAUGGAAAACGAGAAGUUUGCUAUUUCUCGCAAUUUUCUAAUCUAUUUCUUCUUCCUUUGUCACUCACGAACAGCCCCACCCUCCCUUCGACGGGCACUUCACCUCCACUGAACAACCCGCGCCGCAUCCUCUGUUGUCUGUCAGCCAUCCUGCACGUUGCCGUUAGCCACGUUGCAUUAGAUAUGGAUAGCCGCGCCUGGUGUCUGCUUCUAACCGAGCUACGCCGCCGCAUUUCUUCGCAGCUGCUCAGUUUCGGCCACCGAGAAUUGAGGCCCAACGUCGAAUCCCUCUCUCAUGUUACAAUUUGUCAUUGGUGAAGCUUGGUCUAUGUCGUUGAAGCUAUUUUUUAUUUGAAUUUUGGAAGAGUUUGAACUGCUAUCCAGCUGGUUGGAUGCUCGAAAUUGGCAUUUUGGCACGAAUGGGGUAAAACUGAAGUGGGAAGUGCUUAUAGUCCUAGAGUAUUGAGCUAUUACUGACACACUCAUACAAAUUGCUUAUUGACCCAUCAAAAAUUAAAGUUUGGGGUUUUGUUUCGCAAUGGGAUUUUUACGCACACAAGUAGUUUUGAUGCUUAGACUCCGGCUGAGCCAAUUUCACAUACGCUUUGCUUUCUCUUCCACGUUCACCUCACUUUCUGAUUCUCACUACCCUAACAAUUGUCUUCACUCUUUUUUUUCAAAACCAAAUUUAACGUUCCAAUCUCUUCUUCAGUUUCAUUCUCUCAUUAUCACCACUGGAAAUUCCAACAAUGUCUUCUUUGCCACAAAGCUCAUGGCCUUCUAUGCCUAUCAUAGGAAACCUGCGUUCUCCACACAUUUGUUUCGAUUGAUUCAUUCUAAGGAUAUAUUUCUCUGGAAUUCCAUUAUCCAAUCCCACUUCUCCAAUGGUGAUUACCAACGAGCAUUUGAUUUCUACCUUCAGAUGCGAGCUUCGAGUAGCCUGCCAAACCAAUUUACAGUUCCCAUGGUAGUUUCCACUUGUGCAGAAUUGAUGAUGUUCAACCAUGGCAUGAACAUUCAUGGGUUGACUUCAAAACUUGGGCUUUUUGUUGGUAAUUCUGCUAUUGGUUCUUCUUUCAUAUAUAUGUAUUCUAAAUGUGGUCAUGUAGAAAGUGCUUCUAUCAUGUUCAGUGAAAUUACUGUUAAAGAUGUGGUUACUUGGACUGCACUUAUAGUUGGGUACGUUCAAAAUAACGAGAGUGGGAGAGGUUUGAAAUGUUUGUUUGAGAUGCAUAGGAUUGGGGGGACUCCAAAUUACAAAACAAUAGGCAGUGGGUUUCAAGCUUGUGUUGAUUUAGAUGCUUUAGUAGAGGGUAAAUGCUUACAUGGUUUAGCUUUGAAAAAUGGAUUUCUCUGUUUUGAAGUUGUUAAAUCUACUAUUCUCUCUAUGUACUCAAGGUGUGGGUCACCUGAAGAAGCUUAUCGUUGCUUUUGUAAAUUAGACCAAAAAGAUCUCAUCUCUUGGACAUCAAUCAUUGCAGUUCACUCUAAAUUUGGGUUAAUGAGUGAAUGUCUACAUUUGUUUUGGGAGAUGCAGGCCAGUGAAAUAAUCCCAGAUGAAAUUGUGAUCAGUUGCAUGCUUAUGGGGUUUGGUAAUUCUGAUAGAAUUUUUGAAGGAAAAGCUUUCCAUGCUAGGAUUCUGAAACAGUGUUGUGCAUUGAGUGGAAUAACCCAUAAUGCAUUACUCUCCAUGUAUUGUAAGUUUGGACACUUAGGUACGGCAAAUAAGAUCUUCCACAGUUUCCAUAAAAGCAGUGAAGAUUGGAGCACAAUGAUAUUAGGAUAUAGCAAUAUGGGGCAGAAAGAAAAGUGUAUUUCCUUUUUAAGGGAGAUGCUCCUCUUAGGCAGAGAACCUGAUUUGAAUAGUUUAGUUUCAGUCAUUUCUUCAUGUUCACAAGUUGGAGCUAUCAAUAUUGGUCGGUCCAUUCACUGCUAUGCGAUUAAAAACUCAAUAAUUGAAAAUGUAUCAGUAGCUAACUCACUCAUGGACAUGUAUGGAAAAAGCGGUCACGUAACUGCCACAUGGAGAAUAUUUCAUAGAACACUACAAAGGGACGUUAUCUCAUGGAACACGUUGAUUUCGUCCUACAAGCAAAGUGGGAUUCUUGCUGAAGCAAUUAUUUUAUUUGAUAAAAUGGUUAAAGAAAAGGUUUACCCAAACAAAGUUACUUGUAUAAUAGUUCUUUCGGCAUGUGCUCAUCUUGCAUCCUUAGAUGAAGGUGAAAAGAUCCACCAGUAUAUAAAGGAAAACGGAUUUGAGAGCAAUAUUACUAUUCGUACUGCAUUGAUUGAUAUGUAUGCAAAAUGUGGGGAGCUCGAGACAUCAAGAAAAUUGUUCAACUCAACGGAAGAGAGAGAUGUUAUUUUGUGGAAUGUCAUGAUAUCAAAUUAUGGGAUGCAUGGACAUGUAGAAUCUGCAAUGGAGAUCUUCCAACUAAUGGAAGAGUCAAAUAUUAAACCGAAUGCACAAACCUUUCUUUCUCUUCUCUCAGCUUGUAAUCAUACAGGGCAUGUGCUAGAAGGAAGACAUCUAUUUGAUAGAAUGCAGAAAUAUGGUAUUGAACCUAGUCUGAAGCACUAUGCUUCUAUCAUAGAUCUUCUUGGCAGGUCGGGUAGUCUUGAAGCAGCCGAAGCUUUGGUUUUAUCAAUGCCCAUCACACCUGAUGGCACUGUUUGGGGCUCCUUGUUAAGUGCAUGUAAAAUUCACAAUGAAUUUGAAGUAGGGGUAAGACUUGCCAGAUAUGCAAUUGAGUCUGAUCCAAAAAAUGAUGGGUAUUAUAUAAUAUUGUCUGACUUGUAUAGUUGCUUGGGAAGGUGGGAUGAGGUGGAAAAAGUGCGUGAUAUGAUGAAGAAAAGAGGGGUGGAGAAGAGAGCUGGCUGGAGUGCCCUAUGAAUGAAGUAAUUGCUUUCAGUAUUGCUUGAAAACAUUUCAUACCUUGAAUUGACCAACUUCAUAGAAAUCUCAGGAAGUAUUUCAGAGGAUUAGAUUUGACAAUCAAAAUGAGAAAAGUUGGAUCCACAAUCUCUCCAUUGUUGUUCCUUCGAAUUGUCACAUUUGGAAGAUUAAAAUUUCGAAAAAGGUGAAAUUUUUUUUAUGGUCGCUCGCUUACAGAAGCCUUAACACUCAAGAGAAGCUACAAAAAAAAAUUCAGUAUACUAUGCUUAGCCCCUUGAUGUGUUGACUUUGCUUAAAAGAAGAGGAAAUAUUGGACCACUUAUUUUUGCACGGUCUCUUUACUAGGAAAGCUUGGAGCACUUUGUUUAGAAAUUUUGAUUUGGAGUUGUCUCCCUAGUAAGGUUGAUAGCAAGUUGAUUGAAGGGCUCAACAUUAGAGGUUAUAGCCCGAAAGGAAACAUCUUGUGGAAAUGUGCUACUUGGUCCCUUUUGUGGUGCAUUUGGAUAGAAAUGUAUGGAUAGAAAUGUAUAGUAGAAUUUUUUAAUAUAGCUAUAAUUCUUUUGAUUCUUUUUGGACUGUGUUGCAACUCACAGCUUCUUGGUGGAGUACAAAUUACACCAAACACUUUUGUAAUUAUAGUCUUUCAAUGAUAUUCAACAAUUGGAAGUUCAUCAUUUUUUAGUUUCUUUUGGGGAGGGUCCUCUUGUUCCUUGCCCUUAGGUUGUUCUAUUUUGUUAUAUGAAUAUACAUGUUUUUUAUAAAAAAAUAUUAUAUAGUA